GCUGAUGCUAAAUACCUAUGCGAAGUUGGCCGAGCGUUAAGUUUCCAGUAACAUUGUCGUCUAAAAUCAUUCGAGCUCCAAUAUUCCAACCAAAAUUACCUAGUGAAAAACAAAAAUAGAAAAAAAAUUAAAAGCGUAAGAUGGCGUGCUGCAAGAGGCAGGAAGUGCGCAGGGUGUGCAGACCGCAGCCGUCGCUUUUCUCGCGCUUGAAUUGCUUACCAUGCAACCGAAUGUUUUUCUUCAUGGUCGGUGUUGGCAUUGGUGUUUACUGGACCCGGAUUAAGGAAAGAAUCGCCGAGGAAACCAAAGAAGCUUCUAAGGCCGCCGAGAAGAACAAAAAGAAAUAGGACUAUUAUGGACCCCCAUAUAGAACUGGCACAAUCUAGCGUGAGGAGUGUAUGAAGUCGGUGUUACGAAAAAAUGAAGAUGUUUGCUCUCAAUGCUUCGUUUCGUAUCGCCGUCUUGGAUGCGCUGUUCGAGACACUGGCGUGUGCCAGACCCCGGCACUAAAGACUUCCAAACUUUACUUAAUGCAGUGGUGCAACGAUUUGCCCGAAACUCUGGCCUACUUCGGACAAAUCUUGGCACUUUUGUUCACAUCCUGACACAACGCAAAUAAAGUAAUCGAUUGAAUCUUCCAAA
Molecule: messenger RNA, 642 nt
Organism: Scaptodrosophila lebanonensis
Lineage: Eukaryota; Metazoa; Arthropoda; Insecta; Diptera; Drosophilidae
Exons: 1
Coding region: 141-347 (68 amino acids)
Source: RefSeq, a predicted model, not a curated record